Molecule: messenger RNA, 2634 nt
Organism: Caenorhabditis remanei
Lineage: Eukaryota; Metazoa; Nematoda; Chromadorea; Rhabditida; Rhabditidae
Exons: 6
Coding region: 1-2634 (877 amino acids)
Molecular function (GO): RNA binding
Source: RefSeq, a predicted model, not a curated record
AUGACAACACGAUUAAUUGUCAAAAACUUGCCCAGCACCUGCACGGAACAGCAGCUACGAAAGUUUUUCGAAAAAUAUGGCAAGAUAUCUGAUGCUUCAUUGAAAUACACAAAAGAAGGUAAAUUUCGUGGAUUUGCAUUUGUUGGUUUCUUAGAUGAAGGAUCUGCUUCCAAUGCGAUCGCAAAAUCCAAUCAAACGUUCUUCAACUCGAAAAGAUUGACGGUUGAAGAAUGUCGUCCAUUUGGAGACGCAAACAAGCCUAGGGCCUGGAGUAAGUAUGCUAAAGAUUCUAGUGCCUACAAGCGUGCUCAUGGAGAAGAUGGAAACGAUAAGCCUGGAAGAUCAGACGAUUCUGAAGAACCAUCUGCGAAAAAACAGAAGAAUGAUCCAAAGCUUGAUCAAUUUCUUGAAGCUAAGGGAGUUGCUGUUGAGAAAGAAGUGAAGCUGAGUAAGGAUAAAUCGGCAGAAGCGAAAAAACUGAUGGCAGAACUUAUGGAUGGAAUUCAAGGAGACACAUCGCUUUCAUUAAUCUUUUCUGGAUUACCUAGUUCCGCUAAGGGUAAAAACAUCAAAGAAUGGUUGAAUCCAAUCCGUGUGAAAGCAAUGAAAAUUGCUCGAAACGAAGAUGUUGCAGCAGCUUUUGUGACUUUCAACAGACCUCCAGAUGUUAGAAGAGCACUCCAAAAAGAUGGACAGUUUUUGGGUGGAUUCAAGAUUGGAAUUGAAAAGAUCGAAACUCCAGAACCAGAAAAGGAAACAGUUGAAGAACAUGGUGCAGAAUUUGAAAGCAGAGAAAAGGAAGAGGAAUCUAUUCGUGAGAAAAUUCUCGAGACUGGACGACUAUUCCUUCGUAAUUUACCAUAUGCGACAAAAGAAGAUGAUCUCCAGUUUUUAUUCAAAAAAUACGGAGAAGUUUCUGAAGUUCAAGUGGUUAUUGAUAAGAAAACUGGAAGUUGUAAAGGAUUUGCUAUUGUUGAAUUUGUAUUCCCUGAAGCCGCGGUUGCUGCAUAUUCAGCUCUCGAUGGAUACGUUUUUAAAGGAAGAAUGAUGCAUAUUAUUGCUGGAGAUGAAAAAAGGGACAAACCAACUGAGGAAGAUGCGGAGACAGUUCCAGACGAUCCAGAUAACCCGAUGAAGGCUACUGAUAAGAAAGAAAAGAAGAAGAAAACAUUUAAGGAGGAGAAGCAAGAUCAAAAGAGGGCAGAUGCUGGAAAAACUGCACACUCUUGGAAUGCUCUUUUCUUGGGCGCAAAUGCCAUCGCUGAUACAUUAGCCCAACGUUUGAACGUCAAAAAAUCUGACUUGCUGACUAGUGAUCAAGGUGAAUCUGCCGGAGUUCGCCUCGCUCUGGCCGAGACUCGUCUCGUCCGCGAAACUCGUGAUUUCUUCCUUGAAAAUGGAGUCAAGUUGGACGCGUUUUCUAAGCCAGCCGAGAAACGAAGUGACACUGUGAUGAUAGCUAAGAACUUGCCGUCUGGUGUGGAGACAGAAGAACUGAAAAGAAUGUUUGAAAAAUUCGGAGAUUGUCAAAAAGUACUAAUGCCAGCUGAAGGUGGAGUUAGUGCACUUGUGAUUAUGGGAAAUCCUGUUGAUGCGAAGAAAGCUUUCCGAGCAUUAGCGUAUUCUCGAUUCAGAAGUCAACCUCUGUAUCUGGAAUGGGCUCCAUUUGACGUCAUGGGAGCUACCGUACCAUCAACAGAGACAAGUGAGAAGACAGAUGACUCUACGAAACCAAAGAAGUCGAAGAGGGAAAUGACUUAUGAGGAGAAGAAAAAAGAAAGAAAAAAUAGACAACAAGGAAUUACAGAGGAAGAAGAAGAAGUAGAGAAAAAGUCUAAUGAGGAAGAAGUUGAAGUGCCCGAGGACAAGAAACCAGAGCCUUCCGAGACUAAACCAAAGAAAGCAAAGCAACCAGAGAAAGAAAUUGAGUCUGGAAGUACAAUUUUCGUCAAAAAUCUUGCUUUCGACACAACUGAUUAUGGUUUGGAAACUUUGUUCAGAAAGCGGUAUGGUGAUUUACUAAAAUCUGCUCAAAUUUCGAAAAAACUGAAUCCAGCCGAACCAACAAAACCUUUGUCAAUGGGAUUUGGAUUCGUGCAAUUCUACACUGCUUUCGAUGCUAAAACAGCGCUGAAAGAAAUGCAAGGAGAACUUCUAGAUGGUCAUUCGCUUGAACUGAAAAUUUCCCAUAGAGAGGUUGUUGACAAGGGAGCGCUCAAGCGAAAGGAUGUUCAGAAGAAAGACCAAGGAGAAUGUACGAAACUACUUGUUCGAAACCUCCCAUUCGAAGCUUCCAUCAAAGAAGUUGAGACUUUGUUCGAAACAUUUGGAGCUGUUAAAACUAUCAGAAUUCCUCGAAAACCCGGACAAAAGCAACAACAUCGUGGUUUUGGAUUCGUUGAUUUCAUCUCAGCUGAUGAAGCUCGUCGUGCAUUCGAUGCUCUUGUACACUCAACUCAUUUAUACGGAAGACGUUUAGUUCUAGAAUGGGCAAAGGAAGAUGAAACCGUCGAAGAACUUCGUGAAAAAACUGCUGAGAAGUUUGCUGGAAACAAGAAAGGCUCGAAGAAGUCGAAGACACAAAUUGAAGAAUUCCAACAACAAUUGCAGAUUGCUGACGAUGAAAAAGAUUAA